CUUGGACUUGGGCCUGGGCUUACAGGUACCCAGCCCGCUCCGCUCCUCUCCUUCUCGGCACUGCUGAUGUGCAUUCUCGGGCUGUAGAGUUUGUGGUAUAAUAAGACCCUAACAUCCCCCUCUCGAUUUUGGUUUUCAUCAUCGAUUAUCACAAACAACAAUCACAACAACAGCUACUCUUCAGCCUCAUUAUUAACCGUCCCCUUUGAAGCCGGCGCUUACCACUAGCCUAUUCAAUUCAUCAAUUCGACUCUCUUGCUUCAGUCGAUAAUUCAUAAUUCAUAACUCAUCACACAACUCAACCUCAUCUCAACCACUUACACACAAACACCACAAAACACCUUCAUCAUGCCCGCUCGAUCAGACUACGGCUCCGUCUCCAUGUCCAUGUCUCCCCCUCCUCCUACAAACCUCUCAAGCUAUUCCCGCUUCAUGCACGACCACACAAAGCGUCAGAUGGAGGCUUCCGGUGCUAGCCCACCCCCAACCAACGCUACUGCUCAGCGCGCCCGUUCGUCUGGCAUGACAAACGGCCACACAAGCCCCAACUACUCAUAAAUCAUGACGAGGAUACGACAUUACUAGAACUCCACUCUCAUCAUGAGUUCUAUUUCUCAUUGUUUUGUCGUUCUGCCUUGGCUGUUGCGGCAUGACAUCAAUCGCGACGUCAAUGGUGGCGAAGCUGCCCAAGCCCCUUCAGAGCCAGGGCCUCAUCAUCAACAUUUUUCUCAUGUAACAGCAACACAUCUUUCCGGCGUACUGGUGCCUAAAAAGAUCAUUUUUAUAUGACGAUAUGGCCUAUUUUCAGAGUUCUUUUUCUUUACAAGCAAACACGACAUGCAAGGCGUUUGGUCGAGGGUUUAUGAGCUGCGAGAGUAGUAAUGUAACAUAGUGGGAACAGGGACACACAGACAUUAGUGGAGGAAAGGGAUAUAGCUCUUAGCUAUUUGCUGCGACUAGCGGAAUGAUAUAUGAACGAAUUAUCA
Fusarium redolens is the source of this 986-nucleotide messenger RNA. RefSeq lists its product as uncharacterized. The transcript has a single exon. NCBI's taxonomy places the organism in Eukaryota, Fungi, Ascomycota, Sordariomycetes, Hypocreales, Nectriaceae. The record is from RefSeq and is a predicted model, not a curated record. Bases 349 to 558 code for a protein of 69 amino acids.